CGUUUAGUACUGCUGCAGCAUCCGCCAAUGGCCUUUAUGAAGGAGUGCUUCCGGCUUCUUCCUUCCUCUUUUCGUCUACUUCGGGCCGUCACCAUGGUGAACGUGCCGAAGACGCGCAGGACCUACUGCAAGAAGUGCAAGAGGCACCAGCCUCACAAAGUCACCCAGUAUAAGAAGGGAAAGGAUUCCCUCUAUGCGCAGGGUAAGAGGAGAUAUGACAGAAAGCAGUCUGGUUACGGUGGACAGACAAAACCAAUUUUCCGCAAAAAGGCUAAGACCACAAAGAAGAUUGUUUUGAGACUGGAGUGUGUGGAGCCGAACUGCAGAGCUAAGAGAAUGGUGCCCAUCAAGAGGUGCAAACACUUUGAGCUGGGAGGAGACAAGAAGGAAGAAAGGGCCAGGUCAUCCAGUUCUAGGCUGUGGCUCAAUCUGUUGGAUGGAACUUGUUCACUUUUUCAAUAAAAUUCUUGAAAUUGUA
Molecule: messenger RNA, 478 nt
Organism: Esox lucius (northern pike)
Lineage: Eukaryota; Metazoa; Chordata; Actinopteri; Esociformes; Esocidae
Product: 60S ribosomal protein L36a-like
Exons: 5
Coding region: 28-462 (144 amino acids)
Biological process (GO): translation
Cellular component (GO): cytosolic large ribosomal subunit; ribosome
Molecular function (GO): structural constituent of ribosome
Source: RefSeq, a predicted model, not a curated record